AUGAUCUAUAUCACCAACUGUGCGUAUAAAUUUGGAAAAAUUUGAAAGCCGGUAUUAGCGAGAGAAUGGAAGGACCUGAACUCAAGAAGAGGAAAAUCCCUAAGCCACCGCCUCGCCGGACUGUUGCUUCACCUGCUUCAAAGACUCUCAAAGAUGCAAAACCAACAAGUAGUUCGAGGAUUCCAGGUGUACAAACAAGUGAUAUUAAUAGUUUCAGAAUCCAACAAGACAAAAAUUUUGCUGUAGCUCAAGCACAACAAGACGGCUGCACCGGAAAUUUUAUGAAAUUUGAUUCAUGGUAUGGGAAUUUUCUGGUACCGGUUGUUCCAUCACGGGCAGAACUUAACAGAUAAGUAUUUCUUGUAUCAUAUUAAUUUUGAUAUGAUUUUGUUUGCAAACAAUGUGACAGUUGUUUAAGUCCUUGCUUUUGCUAUAUGGAUCAUAAGAUUCUUCUCCGGCUGCUGGUUCUCAUUUGUUUGACAACAAGAGAUCCAAUAGUACUUGUAAUCGUGGUAUUAGAUAGGGAUAGCCUAAUCAACGAGUUUACCCACUUGAUAUCUAUCUGUUUUACUCCAUUUGUUCAUUUAUUGUCAAUUUAUCACUCAUAUUUUUGGCUAUAGAACCAAUUCCAGGCCUAAAUUUUAUCUUAGUUUGCCUUUGUAUAGGAGUAAAACCAAAACAAAUAAGAUGAAGCUUAGAAGAUAUCUGGGUUUAGCUUGCCUUGGAUAGUCUUAUUCAUUUCACUAUCAAAGUGAAUAGAAAAAGAAAAUGAUUGCUCUUUUAAA
This is a messenger RNA of Gossypium raimondii (Peruvian cotton), 785 nucleotides long. RefSeq lists its product as uncharacterized. Bases 66 to 353 code for a protein of 95 amino acids. Lineage: Eukaryota; Viridiplantae; Streptophyta; Magnoliopsida; Malvales; Malvaceae. Gene Ontology annotation, biological process: DNA repair. The record is from RefSeq and is a predicted model, not a curated record. The transcript has 3 exons. Gene Ontology annotation, cellular component: SOSS complex; nucleus.